CGGCCUAGUUUUUUUCUCUCGAAUGCCAUCUGUCUUUUGAUCUUUUGUGUGUUUCCUGGAUGGCUUUGCAUUGCGUCUCCCCGGUUUGGCAGCGAUAUCCCCCCAAUUGCCCAUCUUAGGCAUUGCGUCAUUCAGAAUCAUCAGUCGCACUCGAGUAACGGCCAAAGACCACACCGCGCGCACUGCGGGGACUCUGUUACCAGGGCUAAUCUCGUCCCUAUCAAUUGAUCUGUGUCAAAUAAUCACGCCAGGACCACCAGUCUGCCUAUAGCCCCCGAUGGGCGUCUUCCGGACACGAAAUAGCAGCGGGUCUGGGGAGUCCGGGCUUCCCCCUCGUCCGUCUGUCGACCGCUUGUCUCCAGAUCCCGCAGAGGCUCCGAUCGAACAGGCGCAUAAUGGCAGCCUUCCUCACACGUUUGGUGUCGAUCCGCUCGUCUCUGGGGGUAGUUGCAGGACACCAAGUCGGUCGUUCUAUCAUCGAUCCUUCAACAAUGCAAAUGAUCCAGCGCAUUAUUCGUCCCGCGGUCUUCGAGAACAGACAGCCGAGCUCGCCUCGCUUGCCCUUUCGCUGAACGAAACCUCCCCUCUCGCGGAGCGCAAUACCCUGCCGCCGUCGUUGGACGUAUUCCGCCGCGGUCAACAACGGAGUCAAGAGUUGGAUCUCGCCGUGUCGCCGAAAGAUACAACUAUUGGCUCACGGGGGCUGAUGCAGCCCUUGGACGCAGAACCGUCGACGCUCCACACCCCUGGCUCUUCGGUGCUCACGGAAAUGAUUCGCAAGCCUUCGCACGAGUCGCCUGAUGUCCGAUCUAGUCACCGAAAGCGGACGUCGGAUCUAAGCAGGACGAGUGAAAGCGAGGAGGAAUCUGAGAUGGAGGAUGCGUCUGUACCUGAUUUUGAAGAGUCUCAGAUCUCUAGCACCGAACGAUCUUCUCUAUUGCAUUCCACUCCUUCAAAAGCCGUCCGUAGCUAUGGGAGUGCGCACGACGUUGAAAACCAAGGGUCCGCCACAAAGCGAAAACGGACUCCGUUGAAUACGGCGCGGUUCAAAGCCAAAAAGUGUUUCCGGGUAUUGACGAACCCCAAAGCCUGGGACAGACGGACGAUCUGGGAGCAGGGAGUAGUCCACCCUGCCAGUCUACUGCCGUCCGUGUUCCUCGGCCUGCUACUCAACAUCCUCGACGCCCUGUCCUACGGCAUGAUUCUCUUUCCUCUGGGCGAGCCGAUUUUCGCGGACCUCGGAUCAGACGGUAUCUCGAUGUUCUACGUCAGCACGAUCAUUGCGCAGCUGAUGAUUGAGGUUGUGCCGUUUUUCCAUCAGAUGGCUUUUACGAUAUUGCAUAGUGUCGGCGAGGAGAACCCGAAGUCGGUUAUUGCGACUAGUAUUUUGGCGUUUGCUGUCAGUUCGAUCAUGACUGGUCUGGUGUUUUUCCUUAUGGGGGCGUGUGGGCUGGGGUCUCUCAUUGGAUUCUUCCCGCGGCAUAUUUUAAUCGGGUGCAUUGGUGGUGUAGGGUUCUUCCUCAUGGCGACGGGUAUCGAGGUAUCUGCUCGUCUGCCGGGGACGCUUGAGUUCACCAUGCCCACGCUGCAGAAGCUGUUCCAACUGGAUACGCUGCCUCUUUGGGUGAUACCUUUAUUCCUCGCUGUCGGGAUACUAGUUUUGAAACGAAUCGUGCGCUCUAACUUUUUGGUUGGAGGCUACUUUGUCGGCGUGGGUGUUGCGUUCUACAUAGUCAAGCUCAUCGCCGGGAUACCCAUGGAAGCAUUGCGCAACAGUGGAUGGGUGUUCAAUGCGCCGUCAUUCUCUAAGCCGUGGUAUAAUUUCUACACGCUUUAUGACUUUGCCGCCGUGGACUGGUCUGCAUUCGUCGAGACCAUUCCGGCAAUGCUUGCGCUCACCUUUUUCGGCAUCCUCCAUGUCCCUAUCAAUGUGCCGGCUCUGGGUAUCUCCACGGGCGAGGAUAAUCUGAACGUUGACCGUGAGCUCAUCGCCCACGGCGUCACCAAUGCGUUGUCUGGGUUUUCUGGCAGCAUCCAGAAUUAUCUUGUCUACACCAACAGUCUCCUUUUCAUUGACAGUGGAGGAAACUCCCGUCUAGCCGGUGUCAUGCUUGCAGGCGCCACGAUGGGGAUCCUCGUAAUCGGGCCGGUGAUUGUGGGCUUCAUCCCGGUCAUGGUCGUGGGAGCCCUGAUCUUUAUGCUUGGCAUUGAGCUGAUGCAAGAGGCGUUGGUUGAUACGUGGGGGAAACUGCAUCGGCUUGAAUAUAUGACGGUUGUCAUCAUCGUCUUGACAAUGGGCGUAUGGGACUUCGUGGUAGGCAUCUUCGUCGGCAUCAUCCUAGCCUGCAUGAGCUUCGUUCUGCAAACCUCCCGCAAGUCCGCCAUCCGAGCGACAUACUCAGGACGAGUAGCCGGCUCAACAGUCCGAAGACCGCCCAUCCAGCAGCGCUUCCUCCGAGAAGCCGGGCAGCAAACCCUCAUCAUCAAACUCGGCGGGUACCUCUUCUUCGGCACGAUAGUCGACGUCGAAAACCAACUACGGGGUCUCAUCGAAGAAGAAUCAUUCAACAAGCGGCCCAUCCGCUUCCUCGUCCUCGACUUCUCCCGCGUCGUCGGCCUCGACUUCUCCGCCGCAGAGGCCUUCACACGCAUCAGCCGCAUCCUCAGUCAACGCAAAGUCCAAAUGUCCAUCUCCGGCCUCGACGUCGAAGGCGAAGUCGGGCGAAGCCUCCAAAACGUAGGCCUCUUCGAGCCCGUCAACGGCGUCGAACUCUUCGAAGACCUCAACUCCGCCCUCGAAUUCUCCGAAAACGACUACCUCAAGAUCUUCUACCGCUACCGCGAAUCUCUAUUCCGAAAGCGCAGCGGCCCAUCCUCCACCCUCGCCGUACCAACCACAUCUCACCCACAAAGCCUGUCCCUCGCCGAGGGCACAGCUGCAGCAGCAGCAGGCGGAGGGGGGAUAGUCAGCUCCCCGCGCCACCGCUACCUCCAACAAGCAGCAACGACAACACUCCACGAAGACGAAUCCGCGACCUUCGCGCCCGCAGCAUGGUCCGCCAUGCGCCAGCCCCUCCCGCUCCUCCUCCAAACCUUCCAAGGCCUAACCCCCCGCAACGAAGACUUCUGGUUCCCCGUGUGCGCGUUCUUCACCCGCGAGACCUACGCCGCAGGCAGCAUCCUCUUCGAAGAAGGCGACGUCCCGCGGUCCUUCUACCUCCUCGAGUCAGGCAUGCUGCGCGCAGAGUACGAGAUGCCGCAGGGGCGGUAUUUCGAACUGAUCGUCGCGGGGGGGCCGUGCGGCGAACUGCCGUUUUUCAGCGAGACGCGGCGGACGGCGACUGUUCGGGCGGAGCAGGACUGCGUGGCGUGGUGUUUGAGUGUUGAGAAGUGGGGGCAGUUGCGGGAGAGGGAGCCGGAGCUUGCGAGGGAGUUGUUGAUUGUUAGUUUGAAGUUGACGAGGGAGAGGAUGGAUAGUAUUACUUCUCAUGUUCUUACGAUGGCGGCCUGAUUUGUUCCAUGUUGGUUCGAAAUUUAUGUAUAUCAGAGGGUGGAUAGGAUAGUAUGUAUGAUUUGCUUGUUGGCGGUGCAUUGUUGAGCGUGUAUGAUUUGAGAUGCUUGAUGUGAGAAUGAUUGUGUGGCAUUCAGAUAGCAUUUACUACGUUUUAAUCAUGAUAGUAUUAGUGGAGAUAAUAUAUCAACAUCGCUAGAGUCGAGUGUUGGUAUUAGUUAGCAUGAUAUAUACUUUGUA
Molecule: messenger RNA, 3751 nt
Organism: Aspergillus campestris IBT 28561
Lineage: Eukaryota; Fungi; Ascomycota; Eurotiomycetes; Eurotiales; Aspergillaceae
Product: sulfate transporter family protein
Exons: 7
Coding region: 278-3511 (1077 amino acids)
Cellular component (GO): membrane
Source: RefSeq, a predicted model, not a curated record